AUGUCUAACCGAGCAUCGGCCAAGAGGUCGCGCAAGCGGCGGCAGGAGCGACUGGAGGAGCUGGAGGUGCUGUCAGCCUCGCUUCACGUGGACAACGCGAGCGCGCAGCGCCGGCUGAACGAGGCGCAGGAAACCAUCCGGCGCCUGCAGCGCUGCCAGCAGGCGCUCCAGCGCAGCGUUGCCGAGGCGCACGCACAACUGGCCGCUGCCACCGCUGCUGCCACUGCUGCUGCUGCAGCUGAAGAUGAUGAUGAUGAUGAGGACGAGGACGAGGGGGAGGAGGAGGAGGUUAAGGAUGCUCCUUCUGCUGGUGCUACACCUUCAGCUGCUGCUGUUGCUUCUGGUGGUGGUGGUGGUGGUGGUGGUGGUGGUGGUGGUGGUGGUGGUGGUGGUCAGCAGGGUGAAGGCGCUGGUGAGACGAUCGCCCCCCUGCACCCGCUGAAGGAGGAGAGGCUGUUGCUGCGCACGCCACUGGACCUUGCGGGAAAACUGCAGGGAGGAAUGGCCGGCUGGGGUGGAAAAAGUGGGGCAGGAGUGGAUGCGGAGGAGCAGGACGAACAAGAGGGAGAGGAGGAAGUGGAGGAGGAGGAAGGGGGUGAUGAGGAUUGUGGGGAUGGAAGCGAGGGCGAGGAGGAGCUGGACGAGGGUGCAGUGGGCGGUGUAAGUGCCGAGGCUGAAACGGGUGUGUUGAGUGGAUUGGAAGGAGGGAUUGGAUGUGAGGUUGCAGCACCAGCCAUGGCAGUCGACUUUGACUCACUACUUGCCUCUGCGCAAGGCAUCGUGAAUCCAAGUGCUAAUGCCCCUGGUUCUUUUUGGAUGAGUGGUUAUGGUCGUAGCGUGGGGAGGGUGGGCUGA
Molecule: messenger RNA, 855 nt
Organism: Closterium sp. Yama58-4
Lineage: Eukaryota; Viridiplantae; Streptophyta; Zygnematophyceae; Desmidiales; Closteriaceae
Source: the annotation of a GenBank genome assembly